AUGGCCUAUCUUCGCCUCCCGGCUUCUGUCAUACCACUAUUCCUGCUCUUUACCUUCUCAUAUAUGAGCUCCAAAACAAUGGUUGCCGGGGCUCGCUUUCUUCUCGAGACUUCCUUGCCUCAAGUGCCCGAGCUUCCAAAGCCUGAGCUGCCACCACUCCAUAAACCUGAGCUGCCACAGUUGCCGAAGCCCGAACUGCCAACGUUGCCGAAACCCAAAUUGCCACCAGUACCCCAUGUUCCAACUUUGCCAAAGCCUGAAGGUCUCAAGUUGGCAGAAGAGCCCCAUGUCCCUGAGCUUCCAAAGCCGGAAUUGCCACCACUUCCUAAUUUCCCAACUUUGCCAAAGCCUGAGUUGCCAAAGUUGCCUGAAAUUCCACCUCUUCCCCAUUUCCCAGCUGACCUACCUAAUCCCACAUUGCCCUCCAUCCCAACCCUCCCCAAGGACACACCCGUCCCUUCUCUCAUUCCACCCCACAAAACCACCUAUCCUUGA
This is a messenger RNA of Prunus dulcis (almond), 495 nucleotides long. RefSeq names its product protein PELPK1-like. Lineage: Eukaryota; Viridiplantae; Streptophyta; Magnoliopsida; Rosales; Rosaceae. The record is from RefSeq and is a predicted model, not a curated record. The transcript has a single exon. Bases 1 to 495 code for a protein of 164 amino acids.